Molecule: messenger RNA, 189 nt
Organism: Dentiscutata erythropus
Lineage: Eukaryota; Fungi; Glomeromycota; Glomeromycetes; Diversisporales; Gigasporaceae
Source: the annotation of a GenBank genome assembly
AUGCCUAUUGAUAGAACGGGUCAGAAACCUACUAAAGCUACCAUAAACUCUGAUUUCACAGCAACCAAGAUUUUACCCGUUUAUCCUCUCAAAAAUAGGUUUAAUCAGUGGGGCGAAACAAAUCUAAAACUUACAUUGCAACGAAGAAUCUAUGGCAUUCAUGCCCCUUUAAGGCAUCUUAUGGAAUAG